This is a messenger RNA of Neurospora tetrasperma FGSC 2508, 1059 nucleotides long. RefSeq lists its product as uncharacterized. The transcript is spliced from 4 exons. Bases 1 to 1059 code for a protein of 352 amino acids. The record is from RefSeq and is a predicted model, not a curated record. Gene Ontology annotation, cellular component: membrane. Lineage: Eukaryota; Fungi; Ascomycota; Sordariomycetes; Sordariales; Sordariaceae.
AUGUCGGACGGAAGAUACGUUGACGGCAGUAUCUAUUUCUAUGCCCCCAAUAAGGGCGCUCCAGUAUUCUUUGCCGUUGCCUUCGCGGCAUCUGGCAUCUGUCAUAUCUAUCAGUGCUUUCACUACAAAAGCUGGAGACUAACCAGCUUCUACGUCACAUGCGCUGUCCUCUUCACCGCCGGCUUCAUUGUCAGAGAACUUGGUGCCUUUGAUUAUGGUGACCUGGUCAAGUUCAUCGUCACCACCUGUCUGGUAUACGCAGCGCCACCCAUCGCCGAAUUGGCCAAUUAUAACAUCCUCGGAAGGAUUCUGUACUACGUCCCCUACCACUCACCGAUCCAUCCUGGCCGCGUUAUCACUACCUUCGCCUUCAUCUCCACCGUUGUCGAGGCACUCAACGGCAACGGUGCAUCGCUAAGCGCCAACCAGUCUCUUCCGCGCUGGAAACAAGAACUUGGUCGGAACCUCCUCAAAGCCGCGCUCCUUAUCCAGCUCGUUGUUAUCGCUUUCUUCCUUCUCCUAGCCGGUACAUUCCACAGGCGGUGCCGUCGAAGCGGCAUUAGGAGCGCCAAGCUCGAGAAUGUUCUUUACACGCUCUACGCAUCAACAAGCCUCCUAACCAUCCGGACCAUCUACCGGGUGGUCGAGUACUGGAGCGUGGCGGACCUUCACUACGACGACAAAUCUCUGGAUCCGAUGUCGCUCAGCCCCAUCAUCCGUUACGAGUGGUUCUUUUACGUGUUUGAGGCGAGUCUGAUGCUUGUGAACCAUGUGCUGAUGAACGUCAGGCAUCCGAGGAGGUACCUGCCGAAAAGCACAAAGACGUAUUUGUCGGCAAGGGACGGCAAGACCGAAGUCACUGGGCCGGGAUACAAGGACUCGAGACCGUUCUUGUUGACGCUAGUUGAUCCGUUCAAUCUGGGAGGGCUGAUCAGGGGAAAAAGGGAUGGUAACGUAAAGUUUUGGGAGGAGGAUGACGGGCACGAAGCUGACAAGCUGGAAAGCCAAAAGGUCAAGGCUAAGGAUUAUGUCAAUGAGGAUGUUGAAGCGGCGAGAUGA